CGGUAUAUCUUCAAAUAUUUUAGCUUUCAUUAUGCCCUGUAGAAGAGAUUGUAUGAAGCGAGGAACAAGUGCUUUGACCAGGAGUCACUAUCAUUGUCCCUCCUGUGAAAAAAUAUUUGGACGGAGAAAUUCUAUGAUUGACCACAGGAGGCUUACUAAGAAUUGUUUGGGUGUGAUUGAAAGUGAAGAAGUCAGGGAUAUGGACAUAGAUUCUAAAAACAAAAGUUCAGAAAGUCUAUGUGAAGGUACUUUCAACUUUCAAUGCAUACCUUGUGACAAGCGCUUUAGGCAUCAGUCGUCAUUGAGGCGACAUGCUCAACUUAAACACAAUGCAACUCAGCUUUUACCGAGCGUAUGUGUUGACACAUUCAAUGGAAUCUAUAUGGUUGCUCAAAGUGAUUCUGGCCCACUUGCUCCAAUUCAUGUUCAAAAGCACACAUUGAAACAAAAAAUUAUGUGCACUGAUGACGACUGUAUUUCAAUUAUCAAAGCCAUUUCAACAGUCAAUCCAGGAAUCCAAUGUCGACAUUUGGACUCUAUCUCUGAAUCUUCAAUUUUAACGACAAACAAACUGCAACUGUCAUCGCUAAACCGACUAAGGGAAUUUAAUAUAUUGAAUGAUUCGUCGGUUCAAUGGUGCAAAAAUAUGAAGGAAAUCAGUGAAAAGGAUUGCUGCACUCUGUAG
Molecule: messenger RNA, 685 nt
Organism: Styela clava
Lineage: Eukaryota; Metazoa; Chordata; Ascidiacea; Stolidobranchia; Styelidae
Source: RefSeq, a predicted model, not a curated record